AGCAUUUUCCCAGGGCACGAUGCGGUGGUUUCUAGGUUAUGCGAAGCGCAACUCAAACUUGUUAAUACCCAGUACAAAACCCUUCUCCCAAGUUCCAAAACGCUCCUUCGCAAUGGCUUCUCCUUCGGACCGUCGACCCCUCGUCAUCUCUGGACCUAGCGGUGUCGGAAAGGGCACGCUGAUCAAGAUGCUCUUCAGCCGUCACCCCGAUAUCUUCACUCUUUCUGUGUCGCAUACUACUCGCAAUCCUCGUGAGGGCGAGACCGAUGGCGUUGAGUACCACUUUGUCACCAAGGAUGCGUUUCGGGAUUUGAUCGCCAAGGAUGGCUUCGUCGAGCAUGCUCAAUUCGGAAGCAACCUCUACGGAACGAGCAAGGCGACCAUCGAGGAGCAAACAGCCAAGGGCAAGGUCGUUGUUCUUGACAUCGAAAUGGAGGGCGUCAAGCAAGUCAAGGCCUCUUCCAUCGACGCACGCUACGUAUUCAUCUCGCCCCCUGAUACCGAAGAGCUCGAGAAGCGACUGCGCGGCCGUGGCACCGAGACCGAGGAGAGCAUUCAACAGCGCUUGACACGUGCGCAGGAUGAGCUUGCGUGGGCCAAGAAUGCCGAGUUUGACAAGAUUCUCGUCAACGAUGACUUGGAGAAGACGUACCAGGAGCUUGAUGCUUUUGUCUACAGUGAGAAGACCAACUAGAGUGGAAUAGACGGGAGGUUAUUUGAAGUUUGACACGCAGUGUGCGACGUCUUUGGGAUGCGGUGUACAGGGUAACGCAAAAGUAUAAACGAGAAGCAUGAUAGACCUGCAAUGAUCAAUGAUUAUACCCAGUAA
Fusarium oxysporum Fo47 is the source of this 829-nucleotide messenger RNA. RefSeq names its product guanylate kinase. The transcript is spliced from 3 exons. Gene Ontology annotation, molecular function: GMP kinase activity. The record is from RefSeq and is a predicted model, not a curated record. Lineage: Eukaryota; Fungi; Ascomycota; Sordariomycetes; Hypocreales; Nectriaceae. Gene Ontology annotation, biological process: purine nucleotide metabolic process. The coding region runs from base 20 to 694 and encodes 224 amino acids. Gene Ontology annotation, cellular component: cytosol.